Messenger RNA from Chlorocebus sabaeus (green monkey), 2104 nucleotides. It is a transcript of the gene SERPINB12, whose product is annotated as serpin family B member 12. Gene Ontology annotation, molecular function: serine-type endopeptidase inhibitor activity. Lineage: Eukaryota; Metazoa; Chordata; Mammalia; Primates; Cercopithecidae. The record is from RefSeq and is a predicted model, not a curated record. Gene Ontology annotation, biological process: negative regulation of endopeptidase activity.
AUGGACUCUCUUGUUGCAGCAAACACCAAAUUUUGCUUUGAUCUUUUUCAAGAGAUAAGCAAAGAUGAUCAUCAUAAAAACGUAUUUUUCUCUCCCCUGAGCCUCUCAGCUGCCCUUGGUAUGGUCCGCUUGGGGGCUAGAAAUGACAGUGCACAUCAGAUUGAUGAGGUACUACACUUCAACGAACUUUCCCAGGAUGAAAGCAAAGAACCUGACCCCUGUCUGAAAAGCAACAAACAAAAAGUGCCGGCUGACAGCUCUCUGGAAGGGGAGAAGAAAACGACAGAGUCUCUGGAUCAGCAGGCUGAGUCCUUAAACAAUGAGAGUGGACUCGUCAGCUGCUACUUUGGGCAGCUUCUCUCCAAAUUAGACAGGAUCAAGACUGAUUACACACUGAGUGUUGCCAACAGGCUUUAUGGAGAGCAGGAAUUCCCAAUCUGUCAGGAAUACUUAGAUGGUGUGAUUCAGUUUUACCACACGACAAUUGAAAGUGUUGAUUUCAGAAAAAACACUGAAAAAUCCAGACAAGAGAUUAACUUCUGGGUUGAAUGUCAAUCUCAAGGUAAAAUCAAGGAACUCUUCAGCAAGGACACUAUUAAUGCUGAGACUGUGCUGGUCCUGGUGAAUGCUGUUUACUUCAAGGCCAAAUGGGAAAAUUAUUUUGAUCAUGAAAACACAGUGGAUGCACCUUUCUGUCUAAAUGAGAAUGAAAACAAGAGUGUGAAGAUGAUGACGCAAAAAGGCCUCUACAGAAUUGGCUUCAUAGAGGAGGUGAAGGCACAGAUCCUGGAAAUGAGGUACACCAAGGGGAAGCUCAGCAUGUUCGUCCUGCUGCCGUCUCACUCUAAAGAUAACCUGAAGGCUCUGGAAGAGCUUGAAAGGAAAAUCACCUAUGAAAAGAUAGUGGCCUGGAGCAGCUCAGAAAACAUGUCAGAAGAAUCGGUGGUCCUGUCCUUCCCCCGGUUCACCCUGGAAGACAGCUAUGAUCUCAAUUCCAUUUUACAAGACAUGGGCAUUACAGAUAUCUUUGAUGAAACGAGGGCUGAUCUUACUGGAAUCUCUCCAAGUCCCAAUUUGUACUUGUCAAAAAUCAUCCACAAAACCUUUGUGGAGGUGGAUGAAAACGGCACCCAGGCAGCUGCAGCCACUGGGGCUGUUGUCUCGGAAAGGUCACUACCAUCUUGGGUGGAGUUUAAUGCCAACCACCCUUUUCUCUUUUUCAUUAGACACAACAAAACCCAAACCAUUCUCUUUUAUGGCAGGGUCUGCUCUCCUUAAAAGGGAAGUAUUGUCUAGUACUUUGGAGCUGGAGGAAAAUAUCAAUACAAUUUUCCCCUGGCAUAAGAUGGGCAUUUGAGUUUUUGGUAAUAUCUAAAGCAUCCCCUUCAUCCUCCAGCCAUCAGCCUGUGCUUAUCUUCAUCUUUCCAUCACCCUGUAGCUUAUUUUCGUCUGAGUCUGUUAGUAUUGAAGGGCUAUUGUUCUCUACCCUAAACUUUCAAGCGUAUACAUUCACCCUCUGUGACCUGAAGGUCAACACAAUUCAGUACAGUACCUACCUCCUUUUGAAGGAAUCCUAAAAGUUCAGGUCGUUAGACCAUUUCUAAGAGAUAGCAAACUCAGAAGCCACUUUAACAUGGGCAGCAAGAGAACAUGUUUGACUGGAACGUGUUUGGAAACUCAGCUCUCUUUCUGGGGUAGUUAUGAUUGUGGUCAUCACUGGGCAAGAUGCCCUGUUUUUUCCUUUGACAGCUCCUGCAUGGAAGAUGUCCUGUGAGGUCUUUUCACCUAGGAGAAGGUAGGGCUUGGGUGUAUUUAAGUGAUAGCUCAAAGACGUAUGAAUGCCCCAACCAGCACUCCUUUUGCACAGAGCAGGAGAAUGAUAUUUGUCUUGUGAUUUUGAUACUGACCCAGGAAAGUGGCUAGUGGAUUUAGAGGAGGUUUAUCUCAGUUUUCCUUGUUGGGUCCCCCAACAUUAUCAUCAAACACUUCCCUCUGUCUCUCCUCCCGCUAGCUCCAAGAAUUCCCACCUGUGGCUAGUUCCUCUUACGCACCCAGCACAGGCAGGUGUGGAGAGGAAUGCUGCUGCCAUUGUGGAUGGCUGGCC